Emiliania huxleyi CCMP1516 is the source of this 974-nucleotide messenger RNA. RefSeq lists its product as hypothetical. Bases 6 to 782 code for a protein of 258 amino acids. The record is from RefSeq and is a predicted model, not a curated record. Lineage: Eukaryota; Haptophyta; Isochrysidales; Noelaerhabdaceae. The transcript is spliced from 4 exons. Gene Ontology annotation, molecular function: peptidyl-prolyl cis-trans isomerase activity.
AGAGAAUGCUCGUGCUCUCAUGCGCCGCUCUUUCCGUCUCUUCUUCUCGCCUUCCAGCUGUCUCGACGUCCGUUCGCCUUCCAGCCGGCAGCGCUGGACACCUCCUUCUCGACAGGCGCACCGCCUUGCGCUUGCCCUUCGCAGCGGCAGUGUCCGCGGCGGCGGCACUGCGACCGUCUCCGGCGGCUGCCAUCGACCUCACACUGGAUGUGAGUGGUUUGCGCUGGGCAGACAUUCGGCAGGGCGUCGGCGGCGUGCCGCGGGACGGCGAGCGAGUCACGGUCGAUUACAUGAUGACGCGAAACAUUGGCGUGACUCCGAUGGCCGGCGGGAAGAUCUACAGCACAAAGGACUCGCAGCAGCCCUUCUCGUGGGUGCUCGGGGACGGGAGCGUCAUCGAGGGGCUCGACAUGGCCGUCCUUGGCCGCGGCGGCAUCCCUCCGAUGAAGCCGGGCGGCAUCCGCCGAGUGCUCAUUCCGCAGCAGCUUGGAUACGGCGUCGGGCGAGGCGUCUUCCAGGACAACACCGCCGCCAGAGUCGGAGUUCGGUCGCUGCUGCCUGUGCCUCCGGUCGGGUUUGAGUGGAGGGACAAGCAGGGGGAUGUCGUCAACGCAUACGCGCGCUUCAAGGACCUGUACAUGAACGAGAUGCGCCUCGACGAGCCGGGCCUGCUGCUGGACGUGAUCCUGAGGCCGCAGGAUGCGGCGCCGGAGGCUGCAGCGGAGAGCGCAGUCGCGAUGGGCGGUGCGGCCCCGCCGAGCAGCCCGAACGAUCAAACGUGAUCAAGGCGUCAUCGGCGGUGGAGACUAGAGGAAGAACGCGUCUCGUUCGUUUCGUUUUGCAAUAUUCGGGUCGGUGCGGUGUCCUGGCCGCGGGUUGGUAAUGCACAACUUUUGUCGUUACCUUUGCAGGGGCGGCCAGGACCCCGGACACUGCCCAGUGCCAGUGGCGUAUUUAUUACGUAAUCGCGUUGG